Molecule: messenger RNA, 2577 nt
Organism: Trypanosoma cruzi
Lineage: Eukaryota; Euglenozoa; Kinetoplastea; Trypanosomatida; Trypanosomatidae
Exons: 1
Coding region: 1-2577 (858 amino acids)
Source: RefSeq, a predicted model, not a curated record
AUGACAAACUACCUCACUCUCUCCGACAUUCCGCGGAGGGAAAAGGAGAUGAUCAUGCUUUUGCUUGCCGCUGCAGAAGACGAUGCGUGGCGUAUUGUCAAUGACGCCCAGCACCGUUUUUGUAUUGAAUGGCGGGUAAGCUCCAGACAUCCUACAUUAUCUUUUUUGUCGCUGGGUCAUCUCCGAUCGUCGCAGAAAGUCUCAAGGUCCUCGUUGCAGGGUGUCAAUGCUACACGCAAUCGUCAAUUGGAUGGUCCCUCACCGGUGCUGCGCUCGGUCUCACGUGCACGGGGACGGCAUUCGAUACACAGGGAGCCCUUCCAACGCACUGGCAGGGGAACUGAGGAUCUUAGUCCACUAACUAUUGACUGGAACAAUGACAGCAGUAGUGCCAUGGACCCCAUUUCCAGUCCCAGCAUUUCUUAUUCGUUUGGCAAUACCCUCUCACCCAAGGCCAAACAACAGGGGCGAAGGCGAGUUGCUGCUCUAAAUGGUAGUUCAGCAAAAACUCCCCGUAGCAGCAGUCAGGGUUCGCUGGGAGGCACAUCUUUUUUGAAUACACGUUCAACGUUUCUUCACCGUCAUUUUACUCCACAACGGUCGAUCUCCAACCCGCGCGCGGCUUUAUCGGAGCAAAACGGCGUUCUUAGAAGCAUUAGCAGAAGGAAAGGGUUAUCUAAUGCAGUAUCGGGCCUAAAUGGAUCUACCAGUCAGGACCCUGCGCCCAUACGUUCUGCUCAAUGGGUCUCGCGUCUGGUGGAGGACAUCAUGGGUUAUGUGGCCAAAAUGAAUGCGAUUGACCAUCAUCAAGUAAGUUCUGUCGCCGCCCUGACCGUGAAUGUUUUGAAGGCUUGUUAUGGUGCGCUUCAAUGGAACCGAGUAUUGAAGGAACUUGCGCAAGGCCUUCAUAGAUAUCGUAGUGUUAGUUCACUUUGUCGUGUUUUUCGGGAGUUUUUUGUGGAUGAGUCAAGUUCUGCCUUGGAAGAUUUUUUUGUUUUUUCACGUCUGCAUCGGGUCGUCACGAAGCACGGGAUCGUGGAGACACAGAAGGUUUCACUUCCACUGGAAGAGGCACAAAGCAAUGCUGCCUACCCUCUUUUUCGGGAGACUAUUGUGUUGCGUCGCUAUGUUGAGCUUCGUCUAUUGGCAUCGGUUCUCAAUGACAUGCUGGCAGCCGUGACGCUCGCUGAUCAGAAGGGAACAGGCACCGUCCCUGUUGUGCGUCGAAGAAAACUAACUCCGGCAGAAGUGAUUGGUGUGAAGAGAAUCGUCGCCCAUUGGGUUGAAGAGGAAUCAUCCGGGGAGGAAUCGUUGGCGUUUGACCUUGGAGGUUUUGUCGACCUCCACGAAGUUUUGACCAUUGUUGUUUUGGCCUUGAGUUCAGCGCGGCGUCGCAAUCCUGUCAAGAGCCCCAUUGCUCCGAGGAUGAGUCGAUUCGAUGUUGACGACGCUGAAUUCCAAGACAAUGUGGUGGCUUCGAAAGAACGGUCCUUGAAGGAGAAUAUCCAGCCUGCUUCAUACGCAGAGCGAGCUCGUUUAAUUAUGCGGAUGGAUCCGUCUGAAGCAGAGAGCAUGGUGGAUUUGGGUAAAAAUGUGGAUUUUGGACCCCUGUCACCACCACCAGCAGAAAUGUCCAAGCCCUUACAGCCUUCUCCGAAGGGUUCCAACGGUUCAGCGAUGCGGAAAGAACCCGUGCGUAUACCAGACACGGUGUACCAUGGAUCCGAUGGGAAGCUCAAGAAGGUGAAUCAACAUGUGUCAGACCUGCCCAAUAAAGCGGCCUUAGCAAAGGAACUUUAUCAUGGCUUUUUAGAGGGGAGGACAUGCGGGGAAGAAAGUUUGAUUGGAGAUUCUCCAUACCUGCAUUACGCUUCGGUUACACCACCACCUCCUCCGUCUGUUCCCUGUCUUUCACCGAAACAUUUGCCGGGAGACCCUCUUGUUAUUGAUUUGGACCACGUUCAUCUCCCAUCAACGAGCAUUCAGCUUUUACCCCAGUCGACAAUGGCCGAGGAAACAGGGAAGCGUCGUGCAGACUCCCACGAGACGGAUAGUAAGAUACAGCCACAGCAGUACUUUGCUGCUCUGGCUGCCAUAGACGCUGAACUGCAGAGGCGCCGGGAGUUCCUCAAUUCCACCGUUGCAUUUGGCCUCACCACACGCGACACACCGUUUGACUCCGAUUUGCCGCUGCAGUCUUUUACAACCGACUUGCCGCUUCAGGAAGGUGAAGCAGCGACGAAGACCCCUGGACCUGAAAUUACUUCCAAUAAUCUGGAAAAUGCUACGCAAGAGUCUUCAUGGUACGCUGAGAAGACUCAUCUUGAAGAGGAAUUGGGGUCAACUCAACCACCGGCACACGCUAGUACAUUCAGUAACGUCAUUUCACCCUCAUUUACCGUCCAAAAUGGACCCACAUCCAUAAUGUUGCCGUCCAAGCACCGGGCCCCGGAGAAGCCUCAGGAGUGGUCGGAAAAAGAAGAUGGCCGAGCCACCAAAACUGAUUUUGAAAUGUUGACUCUGGAGGAGAAAAAUUUGUUGGCGGAUCUCCAACGAGCAUUGAGUCAACAAAAAUAA